AUGUCGGGCCGCGGGAAGGGAGGCAAGGGUUUGGGGAAAGGCGGGGCAAAGCGCCACCGCAAGGUCCUCCGGGACAACAUCCAGGGCAUCACCAAGCCGGCCAUCCGCCGCCUGGCCCGCCGCGGCGGAGUGAAGCGUAUCAGCGGCCUCAUCUACGAAGAAACCAGGGGCGUUCUCAAGAUCUUCCUGGAGAACGUCAUCCGCGACGCGGUCACCUACACGGAGCACGCUCGGCGGAAGACCGUGACUGCCAUGGAUGUUGUGUAUGCUCUCAAGCGCCAGGGCCGCACUCUCUACGGCUUCGGUGGUUAG
This is a messenger RNA of Spirodela intermedia, 312 nucleotides long. The record is from the annotation of a GenBank genome assembly. Lineage: Eukaryota; Viridiplantae; Streptophyta; Magnoliopsida; Alismatales; Araceae.